Molecule: messenger RNA, 3151 nt
Organism: Micropterus dolomieu (smallmouth bass)
Lineage: Eukaryota; Metazoa; Chordata; Actinopteri; Centrarchiformes; Centrarchidae
Product: sodium- and chloride-dependent GABA transporter 2-like
Exons: 15
Coding region: 28-1857 (609 amino acids)
Biological process (GO): sodium ion transmembrane transport
Cellular component (GO): membrane
Source: RefSeq, a predicted model, not a curated record
UUCAAUUGCUCAAGGACCAAAAUCGAAAUGGACCAAAGACUAAACUCACAGGUGAAAAUCAAUUUUAUGAAUGUUGGGACCAGACCGGGACAUACUCAGGCCAAACCUCGGGAGAGGGACCAGUGGGGAAGUAAGAUUGAGUUCAUUCUGGCAGUGGCUGGACACAUUGUUGGUUUGGGAAACGUCUGGAGGUUUCCAUACCUUUGCUACAAAAAUGGAGGAGGGGUUUUCUUCAUACCUUAUGUUUUGUUUUUGUUCACCUGUGGCAUCCCUCUCUUCUUCCUGGAGACAUCUUUGGGCCAGUACACCAGUCAGGGUGGAAUAACAUGUUGGAGAACAAUCUGCCCUCUUUUUGAAGGCUUAGGUUAUGGAAGCCAAGUGGUAGUUUUGUACACUGGGGUGUAUUACAUCAUCAUACUGGCCUGGACAUUUCUCUACCUGUUUUCAUCCUUCAGGUCUGAGCUUCCAUGGGCAAGCUGUCACAACAGCUGGAACACAGAUGCCUGUUUUGAGCAUGGUCACAAUCAAACAUCCCCUCUGCACCUGAAUGGCACAUCUUCAGUUGUAGAGUUUUGGGAGAGGAGGAUUUUGGGCCUGUCAAGUGGAAUUGAGAAUAUUGGCAAUGUUCGCUGGGAUCUGGCCCUUUGUCUACUACUUGCUUGGAUAUUGUGUUACUUCUGUGUCUGGAAUGGAGUUAAGUCCACAGGAAAGGUGGUCUACUUCACUGCCACAUUUCCAUAUGUAAUGCUGGUGGUGCUGCUCGUUCGUGGUCUUACAUUACCGGGGGCCAAAGAUGGAAUCAUGUUCUACCUCUACCCAGACCCAUCUCGCCUCACCGAUCCAGAGGUAUGGAUGGAUGCUGGCAGCCAAAUCUUUUACUCCUAUGGAGUUUGCACAGGUGUUUUGACAUCUUUAGGAAGUUACAACAAGUACAACAACAACUCCUACAGAGACUGUGUGUACCUGUGCAUGUUAAACAGUUUAACCAGCUUUGUAGCUGGCUUCGCCAUCUUUUCUGUGCUUGGUUUUAUGGCAAAGGAGCAAGGUGUGGAUAUAUCGAUGGUGGCUGAAUCAGGUCCAGGGUUGGCAUUCAUUGCUUAUCCUCGGGCGGUGGCUCUAAUGCCACUUCCCCAGCUGUGGGCUAUUUUCUUCUUCAUCAUGAUCAUCUUCUUAGGAUUAGAUAGUGAGUUUGUAUAUCAGGAGGCAUUGGUCACAACCAUCUCUGACAUGUUUCCUGACUUCUUUCAAAACAACUGCCGCCGUAAACUCCUUCUUCUUGCCAUUUCUAUUGGAAGUUUCUUUGUUGGUCUUCUGAUGGUCACCGAGGGAGGCCUUUAUAUUUUCCAGCUGUUUGACUAUUAUGCUUGCAGUGGGAUGACACUCCUGUUUAUUGCUAUUCUUCAGUCUGUCUGUAUUGGAUGGGUCUAUGGUGCAGAUCGUCAUUAUGAUAAUAUAAAGGACAUGAUUGGCUAUCGACCGAGGCCUUUCAUGAAAUAUUGUUGGCGGUACUUCACACCAGCUAUCUGCACUUGCACAUUUCUCUUCUCCUUGGUCAAAUAUACCCCGCUCAAAUUCAACAACACUUAUGAAUAUCCCUGGUGGGGCUACACCAUUGGAGUCUUAUUUACUCUCUCUUCAACACUCAUGGUUCCUCUAUGGAUGCUGUAUGCUGUGAGUGUCACUCCAGGAACACUGAGACAGAGGCUGAAAGUGCUGUGCACUCCAGCAAAGGACCUACCUACUGCGACAUUAAAGAAGGCAUCAAAUAAAAAAGCUUUUCAGACUUUCACAGACUUGAUCACACUGCGCACGACAGAAAUUCCUGUUGACAGAGCUCAGAGAUCAUCCAUUACUUAAACUGCAAGAAAGAAUUUUACUUUUUAUAUAUGGGCAACACUGACAAAUACUUAUACCAACAUAUUACAGUGUUUGUAGCAUCUGUUUACAAUAAGGUAAUCUGACCUUCCUGGUUGUAAAAACCUUUUUAUUGUGUGUUUCAGCCGGCAGCAAAUUUAUGAUAACUUCUGCAUGUUACAGCUUUUGGAAAUCGCACUGUAAGAUGUGGUUUUUAAAGAGUGCCUAAUAUUGUUACUGGGGAGAGAGAAAUUCUUUUCUUUUUAAGGAAGGAAAAAUGUUUUCCUUUCAUUAGAAAGUGUUAUAGACAGUGUCUUUCGUACAUUAAAUAUUGUAUUCCCAGAAGGUGUUAUAUUAUUAAUUACUUAAAAUUAAAUUAAAUAGUUAAAGGGUAUCAUCUUUAUUGAGUAACAAAUGAGGUUUGAUGUUGAGGUUUAGAGAAAACAAGGUUUUUAGGCAAGUACAGCACUUUACAAUGCAUCCAGUGUCACAAAUAUAACAGACCACACCUUUGUGCCUUCAACACCUGAAACGGAGGGAAAACUUUGUAUGCAGGAUGUAAUUCAACACACUGCAUGAGCUUAGCUAAAUGCUUUUUUUUUCAAUUUAAUUACAGAGUAAUAUGAAGCGUCAGUGUUAAACCAUUUCACACUUUAUACCCAAGAAUAUAUGGGCUGCAAUGUCAAACUUAUUGUGUAUUUCUAUGUAUGUGGAUCGCUGUAAUCAAGUACAAGCUUUCAUCACAAAACAUCUGUUACAGAUAGGGUAACAUGGGGUAAUUCUAACAAAAAACACAAAAUGUCAAUUUUUUUGCCUUAACAUUUGCUUUUAUGGGGAGAAUUAAAAUAAGUUUUGCAAUUGUUUACAGAGAAAUAUUUUAUAGUUUUUUGUUAAAGUAGUAAAAUGCUAAAUUAUUAUGUUUGGGGUUAGAUGCCCCCCCUCCAGUGGGGUAAAUUUUUAUUUCAAAAUAUUGUGUUUUAUUAUGUAAUUUUGUGCAUAUAUGUUUUUUCCCACAGUUCAAUUAAUGUAUGUUUGGUUUCUGUAAAGCGCUGGUAAUUUUGACAAGUGCUCUAAAAAAACUUUAUAAAAUUUCAUUAUCUCAUUAUUUUAUGGAGUAAAACAUGUGUAUUGACUCCAUUAUUGUUUAUGAAUUAUCUGUUGUGACAAUCAGAUGGAUUAUUUCUCAAAACUCCAUUAUUAUACCCCAGUAUUUUUAGUAAGUUGCCAUCAUUUUCUGCAGACUUCUUGUUCUUUCCGCCUAUACCACAGGCACUCUUACCUAAAUGUACCCUGCCGG